Molecule: messenger RNA, 846 nt
Organism: Blepharisma stoltei
Lineage: Eukaryota; Ciliophora; Heterotrichea; Heterotrichida; Blepharismidae
Source: the annotation of a GenBank genome assembly
AUGCUUAACGCAAAGGCUCUUACCCAAACCCUUCAAAACGCUUUAAGUCAAGGAGUUGAUAACAUUUUGUAACUAUUAUUCAGCUUACUCCCCCCCCCCUUUAAAUUGAAACAAAAAAUUUUGUUUCAAUUUAAAGGGGGGUUAAGAAAAUUUUUUUAUAAAAAAAAUUUAUAUAUAAAAAUUUUUUCAGAGAUAAAAUUUUAUAGAAAUAUAAUUUAUAUAAAUUUAAAGAAUUUCAUGAAAAAUUAAUUCAUAAAAAUUUCUCAAUCUCAAAGUGUAAACUUGCUGAAAUGGUAUUCUUCUAAACUCUCCCCAUAACAAUUGGACAAAAUAGAGUUUAAUUUCUAAAUCUUAUAUGUUUGAAGCAUAUUAAAUAGGGUAUUAACGUAUUUACAUAUAAAAUAAUGAUUUUUACCUAUAAAAUUUUCUAUUAUAAUAAAAUUUUGUUUCAAUUUUAAAGGGGGUAAUUUCCAAAAAAAGUAGGAAUUUUACCUAUAUUCUGUUUCAAUUUAAAGGGGGGGGGAGUUAGUUAACAAAGAAGGAGCCUUAUUAGCCUCCGCAAAUGACCAAGAUAAUGUAAAAACUUCAGGAGCAAUCGCGUCAACUAUUUGGUGUGAUUACGAAGCAAACGCCCCAUCAAGCGAAGCUGGAGGCCAAGCAGAAGAAGACGAAUUAAAUUUAAUGAUUAUUGAAGCAGAAGCUGGAAGAAUUAUCGCAACAAGCCUCGGAAUGAUGUGUCUCUGCAUACAAGGCCAAGGAGAAAUAGGGAAACUAAUAGAAACUGCAAAUAGGGUCAAAUUGUCACUGCAGCCGUCAUUUCAAGCUUUAUUGGCUGAAGGAGAAUAA